Fukomys damarensis (Damara mole-rat) is the source of this 2395-nucleotide messenger RNA. RefSeq names its product kelch domain containing 3 (gene Klhdc3). Gene Ontology annotation, cellular component: cytoplasm. The transcript is spliced from 11 exons. The coding region runs from base 633 to 1781 and encodes 382 amino acids. Gene Ontology annotation, molecular function: protein binding; chromatin binding. The record is from RefSeq and is a predicted model, not a curated record. Lineage: Eukaryota; Metazoa; Chordata; Mammalia; Rodentia; Bathyergidae.
UGGGUGUGUGUGUGUGUGCGCGAGUGUGUGCGCGCUUAUGCGCGCGCCUGGGCUUCUUCCUAGCUAUUCUCUUUGCCAAGCAUUUCGAACAGGGAGCAGAUGAUCUGCCCAAACCCAGCAGGUGCCUGCCAGCAGAGGCAUUGCCAGUUGCAAGAGGGUUUGCCUAAAAGAGCCUUCAAAUUAUCACCAAGUUGUCAGGUUGUCUCUUAAGAAACCAUGAUCUCUCUUGCCUGGGUCUUUGUUUUUGUCCUGUCCUGGGGCAGUUUUGCUUUCCUUUUCCUUUCCAGUGGACCCCGACCCCGAACCCCUUUUCAGGGGCCCAAUUAGGGGAAGAACUGCUGGAAAUGGCUUAUUCUCUACCACACAGGGUUGGGGAAAGUGGCAGGAGGAGGAGACCUCUUUCCCUACCCCCAGACCCAGCAUAUACAUACCUUCCUGGCUUAAGUUUCCAGUUCUGGCAGCAUACCAGGCACAGCUGUCAAAGGAACUCUUCAUGACUGUGGGGCCCUGGGUGACCCCAGGGACAGCGGCUCAGCUUGACAAGAACUCCCUGUGAGGGGAUAAUCAACUAUGAUAUCAGAGGCAGCAGGCUGUGCCGGGGGGGCAUGUUGCUGUGACCAGUGGCCCAGGGGAUGUUACGGUGGACAGUGCAUCUGGAGGGAGGGCCACGCAGGGUGAACCAUGCUGCAGUGGCUGUCGGGCACCGAGUAUACUCCUUUGGGGGUUACUGCUCUGGUGAAGACUAUGAGACACUGCGACAGAUAGAUGUGCACAUUUUCAAUGCAGUGUCCUUGCGUUGGAUGAAGCUGCCCCCCGUGAGGCCAGCCAUCCGCGGGCAGGCUCCUGUGGUUCCCUACAUGCGCUAUGGACACUCAACUGUCCUCAUCGACGACACGGUCUUCCUUUGGGGUGGGCGGAAUGACACCGAAGGAGCCUGCAAUGUGCUCUACGCAUUUGAUGUCAAUACCCACAAAUGGUCCACACCCCGAGUGUUGGGAGCAAUUCCCGGGGCCCGGGAUGGGCAUUCUGCUUGUGUCCUCGGCAAGAUUAUGUACAUUUUUGGGGGCUAUGAGCAGCUGGCGGAUUGCUUUUCCAAUGACAUUCACAAGCUGGAUACGAGCAACAUGACGUGGACUCUCAUUUGUACAAAGGGCAACCCUGCACGCUGGAGGGACUUCCACUCUGCCACAAUGCUGGGCAAUCACAUGUAUGUGUUUGGGGGCCGUGCUGACCGCUUCGGGCCAUUCCACUCCAACAACGAGAUUUACUGCAAUCGCAUUCGUGUCUUUGACACCAGAACCGAAGCCUGGCUGGACUGUCCUAACACGCCAGUGCUGCCUGAGGGGCGCCGGAGCCACUCAGCUUUUGGCUACAACGGGGAGCUGUACAUCUUUGGUGGCUAUAAUGCAAGGCUGAACCGGCACUUCCAUGACCUCUGGAAGUUUAAUCCUGUGUCUUUUACCUGGAAAAAGGUUGAACCGAAGGGGAAGGGGCCAUGUCCCCGCCGGCGCCAGUGCUGCUGUAUUGUUGGUGAUAAGAUUGUUCUUUUUGGGGGUACAAGCCCAUCUCCCGAGGAGGGCCUAGGAGAUGAAUUUGACCUCAUAGAUCAUUCUGAUUUACACAUUUUGGAUUUUAGCCCUAGUCUGAAGACUCUGUGUAAACUGGCGGUGAUUCAGUAUAACCUGGACCAGUCCUGUUUGCCCCACGACAUCAGGUGGGAGCUGAAUGCCAUGACUACCAACAGCAAUAUCAGUCGCCCGAUCGUCUCCUCCCACGGUUAGGAGGAGUCUGCCGCCUCCCUCCUGCGUCUGCUGUAGUCUUCAGUGCCCCUGCUACCUCUCACCUGCCUGCCCCCUUUGGACCCGGACUGUUACCUCCACGUGGAGUUGUUGGACUAGAGGAGUUUCCGUGCUGUGAAUUCAGUGGGGAGCUGGCGGGAGCGAGGGCCAGGUCCCUCUCCCGUCGGGCCGAGGGCCCCUUCCCCUUGGUGCUCUGUACCCAUCCACCUCCCUCCAGCUGCUCCUGAGCCUCUGCUCUGCCCACCCGGCCGGCCAGUAACCGGGCUCUGCUGGGAAGGGAGGCGAGUGGGGAGAAGCGGAAAACGCGCAGUGUCCGAGCCUCAGGAGCCUCCCUCCCCCCGUGCCGUCGCCCCUGCUUGAGCUGCAGCUGUCGGCGAGCGCCCUCCUCUCCCCAGCCGGGGAGACGGGGCUCAGCCGAUCACCCCACCCCUCCCUGAGCUGCUGCUGCACCCCAGAGCUCAGCCAGCUCGUUUUAUAAAAAUGAAAACCUGCUGCGUGUGGCGUGUUCUUGUGGAGUAGCGUGGGGAGAGGGAGGAGUUUGCAGUGGGGCCGGGGACUCAGGGCGUGCGCCCCGAGGUGCCAGCUUCCGGGCAGGA